Messenger RNA from Plasmodium gonderi, 1512 nucleotides. RefSeq lists its product as hypothetical. Lineage: Eukaryota; Apicomplexa; Aconoidasida; Haemosporida; Plasmodiidae. The transcript has a single exon. Bases 1 to 1512 code for a protein of 503 amino acids. The record is from RefSeq and is a predicted model, not a curated record.
AUGAAAUAUAUUUUUACGAUAUUUUCCAUGUUCAUCAUUUUACUUGUUAAAGGAAAGAGUUGUAUCAAUGACUACAAAAAUGAGCAGAAACACGAAUAUCACAUUUUUAUUAGCAAUAUAUUAAUAAAUAAUGUGUAUUUUACAUUCGACAAAGAUCGGUACCAUUACGAAUUAGAAGCAAAUAAAUAUAUAACUGAAAUUAGUGUUAGCCCAUUAUUAAAUAUUUGGGAAAAUUACAUAUAUAAAAAAAUUUCAUUAGAAGAUGAAAUGUUCUUUAAUGAAAACACAGUACAGUACCUAGAUAGUAUGCAAAAUGUAAGAGUUGAAGAAUUAUAUCUAAAAAAAUAUCACAUUUAUAUUAAUAAGAAAAAGGUGUAUUUUUCUGAUUUGCCUUAUAAUAUACAACUUAUGGAUAUGGGAGAAAAACAAAUAUCCAUUUUUUAUGAAAAUAAUAAGACAUAUGAAAUAAAAAUAAGAAAUAAUAACAAAUAUACCAGUUACUACUUAAAUGAUGUUAAUAUAACUGGACGAUUAUCUGACACAAAUCUAAUACUUGAUAAAGAGUUCAAAAAUUACAUUUAUAUUUACACUACGAAUGUACAGGAAAAUGAGGAAGAAUUAAAUGUUCAAGCAAAAUGCUAUAAUAGUGAAACAUACAUAAACAAUAAUUUAAUUAAAAACAAAAGUUUUGUUUUUCCUUUGAAUCCAAAUGUGUAUAACAACAUUUUGGUGAUCGAAUGUAGACACCAACAAGUUCUCGAAAAAACCCAACUGAUAAAUAAAAAAAAAAAUAACAUUUCAGAAAAUUUUAUAAAACGAAAAUUUCAAGAAAGCAUUCUACGUAACAGCCAAAAAUGGUACAAAGAAAUUCCAUUUUUAGACAACUUAAUAAGAAAUCAUCACAAAUUCCUUGACAAACAGAGUUCAUAUAAAAAGGACGACAAAAAUAAUCCUCCUCAUCAAGACAGUGUAUAUAAAAAAAGAAUUACUAAUUCUAAUGAAUUAUAUUAUAAACCUAAUAAAAAAGAAAAUUUUCAGAUUAAUAAAAUUUUCAGAAAAUUCUACUUUUUUAAUAUAUUUUAUCAUGUCACCAUAAAAAUUCCAAAUUAUAUGUACAACCUUACAUAUGGGAAUACAUGCCUUUUGGAUAAUAAAAAAAAUACAAAACAUAUUAGAGAAUAUUUUUGCAAUAAUUUUAACAAAAAUAUUUCUCUAUAUUCAGAUAUAAGUAAUAAAUUAUUUUCCUUUGUAAAGGUAGAUAAUCAAAACAUGAUUUAUAGAUUUAUUGAUAAAGUUUUAAAUGGAUCUAUACACUAUUCGACAAAUAUAUAUCUAUAUCUUGAAACAUAUUAUGAUAAAAAAGUAGUAAAACUUAAAUUUAAAAAAAAAAAUACAUUCAUUUUCCCCUUUUUAAUUCUUCCAUUACUUGCACUAGUAGUUCUUUUUUCAUUUAUUGCUGCUAUCUAUUGGUGCAAAUUUUAUCCGUAUAAUGAUAAGUGUACUGCUUUUUAA